Biomphalaria glabrata is the source of this 3694-nucleotide messenger RNA. RefSeq names its product organic cation transporter protein-like. Gene Ontology annotation, biological process: transmembrane transport. The coding region runs from base 1080 to 2759 and encodes 559 amino acids. Gene Ontology annotation, cellular component: membrane. The record is from RefSeq and is a predicted model, not a curated record. The transcript is spliced from 11 exons. Gene Ontology annotation, molecular function: transmembrane transporter activity. Lineage: Eukaryota; Metazoa; Mollusca; Gastropoda; Planorbidae.
GUUAAGAGAGAGAGAUACUAUUAAGUAUGCCAAAUAAAACUACUUGUGAUAUACGUAGAUAUUAUGGUCCAAAGAUCGCGUGUUCCACGCUCCAGUCCUACUUAUAAAGUGCUGAUCCAAUGAUACAGGCUGUACAAUAGACCCAGUGACUUCAGUGCAGUUAUUGGGACUUACAUGAUAGGAGUUUAACCAAGAAAUACUUUCUUAGGCGUAAAUAACACUGGACACAUUCAUGGAUCUUUAGCUCUGCCCAUUCAAACUGAACCAUAGCAAAGCUCUGUUGAUGCUUGGAAAUCGAUGAACCAAAAGAACAUUUAAACUUUAUAUUGACUAUUGUUUGACAAGUGACUUUGACUUCAAAUCAUCAAUGUAUGAUCAAGCGUCGAAUAGUAUCAGCAUUUUUACAAUUGCCCCCAGGAGGCGCUACAAUCCACAUCUGCAGAAUCAUCACUACAAAGACAAUUCCAAGUUUGUCCAUGGGCCAACAUCUGCACCAACCAGCAGGCAUCAAUAGGACCUUAUCUCAAAGCAUGCACGCAACUGAAAUAGAUCUUGUUCAACAUUUACAUCUCUGCAUUUAUUUUAUGCCGGUGCCACUUUGUUUUUAUUGAACAUUUAGCUAGUGUCAUCGGACUUUUACCAAGUGUCAUUGGACCUUCAGCUAGUUUUUUUUUUUACAUUUACUAGUUUAGUUGGGUUUUUACCAAGUUUCAUUAGGCUUUUACCAAGUUUCAUUGGAGCUCCAGCUAGUUUCAUUGACCUAACAGCUAGUUUUAUUGGACAUUUACCAAGUUUCAUUGGAGUUUACCAAGUUUCAUUGGAUUUUUAUCAAGUUUCAUUGGACUUUCAGCUAGAUUUUGUUUUAUAUUUACAAGUUUAGUUGGAUUUUUACCAAGUUUCCUUGGGCUUUUACCAAGUUUCAUUGGUAUUUCCAGCUAGUAUCAUUGAACUUUCAGCUAGUUUUAUUGGACAUUUACCAAGUUUACUUGGGCUUUUACCAAGUUUCAUUGGGGUUUAAGCUAGUUUCAUUGGAAUUUUACUAAGUUUUAUUGAACUUAUUGUUUUUAUCUGAAGUUAUCAUGAAAUUCGAUGAGAUACUAGAACACAUCGGAGAGUUUGGAUGGUACCAAAAACGAGUUUAUUUUAUUCUCUGUCUUCCUGCAUUGAUAUGUGGCUUGCAAGUUCUAAGUCCAGUAUUCACACUCGCUACACCUUUGCACAGAUGCAAACUUCCUAAUUACUCGAAUGAUACGUAUGAGAUACAGAACGACUAUCAGGAAUACUUGAUUAACAUAUCGAUACCGCCCAGCGAUGUCGACUCAUCCGACUACUCUGAAUGUAUGAUCUAUUCUGAUGUGAACUUUUCGGCGCCCCAUGAGUUUCGAUGGAGCAACACAUCUGCGCCACGGAGCACCCGAACGUGCAAAGAGUGGGUAUACGACAAAAGUGAAUAUGAUCUUUCAGCCAUUGAAGAGUUUUCCAUCGUGUGUGAAGACACAAUCAUGAGAUCUCACAGCAACAUGGUUCAGUUCAGUGGAGCUUUGUUUGGAGCAAUCUUCAUGGGGUUUAUAGCUGAUUGUUUAGGUAGGAAGAAGGCCAUAAUGCUGACUCUGUUGAUCCAGUUCGGCUCCUCGCUGGGUAUUUACCUGGCACCGUCCUACCAAGCGAUGACUAUCAUCAGAUUCUUUACUGGGAUAGCAGCUUACAGUUUGUUUGCCAUCAGCGCCACCACGGGUAUAGAACUUGUUGGCCCAGCUAAACGAACAUUCACUGGCGUUGUGGUCGAAAUUUACUGGUGCGUGGGCAUUUUGCUGUUGUUGCCCAUCGCCUACUUGUUGCCCAACUGGAGACAUAUACAGCUGGCUAUGUGUAUUCUUACUGUGCCUCUUUUUUCUAUAUGGUGGCUUAUCCCAGAAUCCCCACGUUGGCUACUGGACAAGGGCCGCUAUACCGAAGCUGAGGACAUUCUGCAAAAGAUCUGUCGGUCUAACCAAACCAAACUGCCUCAAGAUGCCCUCAUUCCGGAGACCAGAACACAAUGUCCUCACACCAAAAUCUGGAAUAUGUUUACUCACAGAGUCUUAAUCGUCCGGACCUUCAUUGUAUUCUUUAAUUGGCUUGCCGUCAAUUUACUCUAUUACGGUAUCAGUCUAAGUCUUGACAACUUAGCUGGCUCGACCUACGUCAAUUUUUUGAUUGGUGGAGUCGUGGAACUCGUCGCCUACGCCGUCUGCUUGCUUCUGCUGGACAGAACGGGUCGAAAGAAGAUGUACUGUGUCUCUAUGUUUAUAGGCGCCAUUUCGUGUCUAGCAGUCGUCCUGCCUAUUACAUUAGGCAACCAGAGUCAUAUGUGGAUAGCUACAGUCCUCGCGAUGAUUGGCAAACUCUGUUCGUCUGCUUGCUACGCCAUCUUGUAUAUAUUAUCUGCUGAACUGUUUCCUACUGUUAUUAGGAAUUCUGGGAUCGGUUUCUGCUCCGUGUUUGAAAACAUCGGUGGAAUGAUUUCCCCUUAUAUAGCAGAUAUGGGUAUUGUUCUAGGAGGCGCCUUCGCCCAAGGACUCCCCAUGACUGUGUUUGGCACUGUCAGUAUUAUAGCAGCGUUUCUUUCCCUUUUCCUGCCAGAGACUUUACAUAGGACGCUGCCAGAGACAAUUCAAGAUGCCAUAGACUUUGAUAAACAACAGACAUACGACAGAAAUGGUUCCAAAGUUCCAGUGGUUGAGGUAGAGCUCCAGGUCCCACUGACAGCUAAAGAAUAGAUUGCCCUCUUCAAUGUUGUCAAAUGAUGGAUGAGAGUACUCUCCCUGCGAUCAUGUUUGAAUUUUGUCUUCCUACUGUUAACUCUUUCUCUCCUAACUGACGAUACCAGCGUUGAUUCCAUUAGAAUGUGGUAAAUAAUUACGGAGAGAAAGAGUUAACUCUAAACCACUUGAAGUUUAAGAUAAAGAUCUAAAUCUAGCAGUCAGGUCUGGUAGAAUGAGCACAUGUAUAUCUUCCCAGACUUGACCAAAUUGACUGCUUCCUAUGGGCAACUUUAGAUUGGAUCGGAUUUUUAAAGUUGCCUAAUGUCCAAUCUCUUAAGGUUUUGUUUUUUUUCACAUUAAUGAUCAUAUCACUCAGGGAAAAUAUGUUUUGUUUCUGCUGAAAGUUAGGACAGCGCCACCUGCCGGUUACCGCAGUGCAGUACUUGCUUAUAGUGAAGUUCCCUUCCUUUCUAGGAAAGAAAAAGAAUAUUUAAAAAUUGAUUCAUUUACAAAUUAUAGACAUAGUUUGUAAUCACAUUCUGUUCGUAUUUUGUAAUAUAUACACUCACAUAAACACAUAUAUUAAAAUGGAACACAAUUUUUAUUCGGCGUUUUAAAAUGAAGCCAAUUGUAGAUCUUUUAUUAAUGUGUAAGAAAAUAAUUCAGUAGAAUAGACCGUACAUACUCGUAAUAUUCAUGUUGGUUUAUAGCCAGAAAAUAAGUUUAUUUUUGAGCUUUUGAAUAUCUAAAUAAUUUAAGGCUACAUGGUCUCAUAGGAGUUCAAGGAAAAGUGAAAUAUUUCAUUGACCAAAAUGUGCUCUAAAUUAAGGUCGAGGCUUGACGAGACGACCUACUUUCAUGUUUUUGUGAGCAAACUGAUUUCUUGUGUGUGUGAGUUGACCUACUUUCAUAUUAGUCUGAGUUGACAUACUUUGAUGUUUGCACGAGUA